Messenger RNA from Anoplophora glabripennis (Asian longhorned beetle), 1862 nucleotides. RefSeq names its product nephrin-like. NCBI's taxonomy places the organism in Eukaryota, Metazoa, Arthropoda, Insecta, Coleoptera, Cerambycidae. The transcript is spliced from 11 exons. Bases 1 to 1563 code for a protein of 520 amino acids. The record is from RefSeq and is a predicted model, not a curated record. Gene Ontology annotation, molecular function: protein binding.
AUGAAAGCGUUUCAUUUGGCAGAGCCCCUAGUUAAAACGAAUUCCUUUGACGGGGUGUCCUUGGAGGGCGGAAUAGUUACAGUGAGCGCAGAUGGUAACACCACCACGAGCACAUUGUCCUUUACGCCCACAGCCGCAGACCAUGGGCUCAUCUUGACUUGCAAAGCAUCCAAUCAACGGAUCCCUUUUAGCGAACAACAACGCACUUGGAUGCUCAAAGUGCUGUAUCCUCCAAAGGUCACUUUAACCCUAGGACAUGGCCUGGAUGCUAAUGACAUCAAAGAAGGUGCUGACGUUUAUUUUGAAUGCCAUCUAAUCGCUAACCCUUGGGUACACCGGGUGUGGUGGCUCCGAGACGGCGAGAAACUGCUCAGCAAUUCCACGGCGGGAGUCAUCGUCAGCAAUCAGACACUCGUCCUUCAGGGUGUAAGUCGGGCCAGUUCCGGCAGAUACUGUUGCGAGGCGACGAACAAAGAGGGCACCUCAAAGAGCCCGCCUUUCCACCUCCGGGUGAAAUUCGAGCCGGUGUGCGGGGACAGCAUCAUCAGGAGGGUGCUGGGAGCGGCCAAAGACGAACCACUCAGGGUGGAGUGCAAGGUCGACGCAGAACCGGUGGCCACGACAUUUCGGUGGAGUUUCAACAGCACUCCGGGGAUUUCCCGGGAGCUCAGCGAGUUCACAUCGGAUGCAGGCCUUAGUACGCUGACAUACGUACCUAGGGUGGCGGCGGACUACGGCACUCUGCAGUGUUGGGGCAGCAAUAACAUAGGAUCUCAGUUAGUACCAUGUACUUACCACAUUGUACCAGCUGGGAAACCAGAUCCUCCUCAUUCAUGUAUGACAGUCAAUAUAACCCACCACUCGGUCUUGGUGACUUGCAAGAAGGGCUUCGAUGGAGGUCUGCGACAGAAAUUCGUAUUGGUGCUGAAUUCUGGAGAAGCGACAAUUGCCAACAUGUCUUCAGCAUCUUCUCCCGAAUUUUACAUACCCAAUUUGGAACCCUCCCAAGAAUACGCUGUAACUAUUUACUCAAUAAAUGGCAAGGGAUUGUCAAAAAACGCACAACCUGUAGUGAUUCGAACUUUGCCUGCUCCAGGUUUGAAGGAGCAGCGUCGGUCGACGGAGCCCACGGACACAACAAAGGGCGGAACGGGGCCCUGGUUAUACAUUUUGCUGGCUGCAGGAUCGACUCUUAUCGUAGCAGGAGCUGUGGGAGCAAUAAUAUUUGCGGUGCGGAGAUUUAGGGUGGACAGCCCCGUGAGGAACCCUCGAGUCCGCAGUCCUAAGUUGGAGGAGAGCCCUCUAACGCCCCGUGUGCCACCGCUUUACACGGACACAAUUUCCGACGACAACAACCCUGAUCUUAUUCCAGAUGCUCCAAAUAACGAAACCCUCCUAGACACGUCGAUGGCACCUUACACGAUAACGGCCCGCCCAUCGAGCAAGCGCAACUGCGCCACGCAGAUGCCCGUGAAACCCUACCACGUCACUUGGGCGCCCAUCCUGCAGUCUCGAAACUGCGCCACUCAAACACCCCCACCGCACAAAGAAAGCUCUGUCUAAUCUAUUAGAAACCCCCAGGGUCGUACCGGCACAUUUCGGGGCCCGACUCCUUAGGACGGCCCUGUAACCCCAAUCAGAAGUCUCGGCACCGGGACCAAUACCACCUGUGAUAUUUGUGAAUAUCUCAUAUUUUUAAGCAUUAUGACAUUAUCAAAACUAAACUGUUAUGCUGUUAUUAUUUCAUUGUCAAUAAAAUAUCAUUACAUGUGUAGUGUUUUGUAUUAAUUAUUCCAGACAGUGUUGUAAACCGAAACAGUUGCGGGAAAGUGGGGACUGAUUUAUUUUCCUGUCAGUGUAAA